Molecule: messenger RNA, 459 nt
Organism: Acanthoscelides obtectus
Lineage: Eukaryota; Metazoa; Arthropoda; Insecta; Coleoptera; Chrysomelidae
Source: the annotation of a GenBank genome assembly
AUGGUACUCACCCCUCCCACGCUAAUGGUCACUGUCCCGGUACUAGUGGUAAUUGCGGCAGGAACUCCACCUAUCGUUCCCUCCUUACUUCCCCCGUUACCGUUGUUCUGCCCGUUAGCAGUACCAUUAGCUUGCCCCUCCAUUUCACCUCCUUCACCCAUGACGAUACCCAGCAUCCUGUCACUUGCCUGUCAAAGUACAAACGAUAACGAUGUGGUGAACGACCUUGGUUCAAAAUCCGAAAUAUCCAAAGUCCGACAGAUCCGAGACGUAUCUAUUGCGAUGAGGUGGUGGAGGAAACUCAGGAAAGUGGUGGUGGUUUCGGAAGAAUGUGGGGAUGAAUAUAUCCUACCAGAAUACGCUACGAGCACCCCUUCCACAAUGCACUACAUCACGGCGGCGAAGCUCCCUACCCCAAAACACCCACGAGCCGCGAAAGAUUUUUGCUUAGCACAAUAA